AUGUCAGCCCUCCGGAACGGCGCGAUGAACGGGGCCAAUGGCGCGACGAGUGCGCCGGUCAGCAAACGGUUCUCUGACAUCCCAGCUGCCAUCGACGUCCCGGUUCAAGGCGAAGCCGAGGACGAGGCCGUCGAAAUCGACCUUCUCGAGCUCUUCGACGACCCGACCGAACUCUGCACCCUUUUCGAAAAUGAGCGCGCUGCUCGCACCUACUGGAUGACCGUCUCGCUGGCCUAUGCCAAACAGAAGAAGAUUGACCAUGCUAUCGAAAUGCUGGUUCGCGGAGGAAACGCGAUGCGCGACAACAGCCCUAGAGAGAAGUUGAGCAUGAUUGGAUGUCUCUGCUGGAUGUAUCUUUGGAAGAGUCGUGAGGCUCCGCGCCUGCCACCCGACGGCGAAUUGGCCUCCGAGGCCAAGACGAAGGAAUACUACCUCCAACUCGCGACGUCGACGCUUAACGAUGCGUCCCGAAUCAACCCGGCGUUCCCUCCCCUAUUCCUGGCUCGCGGAGUUCUCCAGCUGCUCCGAGCAUCACUUCAGACACCAAAGCCGGCAGGUCCUGGGCAGGUCGAUUCCGAAAAGGCAGACCUUCUGCGGUCGGCGCUCAAGUCCUUCGAGGAUGCCAUCCGAGUGUCACAGGGCAAGAACAUGUUGGCAGUCAUGGGCAAGGCGAGGACAUUCUUCUCCCUUGGAAAGUACCCCGAAUCAUUGGCGUGCUACCAGGAAGUUCUGCAGAAAAUGCCUGAUUUUGUUGACCCCGACCCGAGAAUCGGCAUUGGAUGCUGCUUCUGGUCACUCGGCUUCAAGGACGACGCGAAGCUGGCCUGGGAGCGAUGUCUCGAAAUCAACCCGGACCACAAAGUCGGCAACAUUCUUCUCGGUCUCUACUACCUCGACGCGAGUGGUCAUAUUCCCACGAACAGCCCCGAGUUCCUCCGUCUCUACAAGAAGGCCAUGACCGAGUACACACAGAAGUCGUUCAAGCUCGACAAGAACAUGCCCCUCACAUGCGCGACCUUCGCAGGUUAUUUCUUGUCUCGCAAACAACUCCCCACAGUUGAUUCGCUCGCACACAAGGCCAUUCAGUAUACGGAUGUUAACGCGAUUGCCAGUGAUGGAUGGUAUUUGCUGGCUCGAAAGGAGCAUCACGCAGGCGAUCCGGACCGCGCAAGUGACUUCUACCGCCGGGCUGACGACGCUCGUGGUGGAUCCGAACGUGGGUACCUGCCUGCCAAGUUUGGUGCUGCUCAGCUGGCUGUCCUCAGGGGCGAUCUGGGAGAGGCAAAGCUGCGUUUGGAGAAGAUCAUUCAACAGUCUAAGAACCACGAAGCUAUGAUCUUGCUUGGUACUCUAUACGCCGAGGAAGUCUUUGCCAAUCAGGACGCGGACGGCAAGGAGGACAAGUCGGCCGAGAUGAAGAAGGCUAUCGGGCUUCUCGAGGGAGUACGCGGCGCAUGGAAGGAUUCCAAGAAGAGUACAUCGCCUGACGCGGCAGUCCUUCUCAACCUUGCUCGCUUGUACGAAAUUGAGUACCCGGACAAGGCUCAGCAGUGUCUUCUCCAGGUUGAGCAACUCGAACUUGACCAAAUUCCUGAGGAAGAUCACCCGACAGACAUCACUGAUGCGGCUGAAAAGCGCGCUGCUCUUCGGAAGUUCUUGCCGCCGCAGCUCCUGAACAACAUUGGCUGUUUUUACUCUCAAUCGGAGAAGCACGAACAGGCCAGCGAGAUGUUUGAAGCUGCUCUUGGUGCUUGUAUGAAGAUUGGCGAAAAGGAUGCGGAAAUUGACACUGAUGCGUUGGUCACUACCAUCAGCUUUAAUCUCGGCCGAAGCUACGAAUCUCGCGGUCUUCUUGACGAGGCGAUUGAAGUCUACGAGGGCCUUCUCAAACGCCAUGACGACUACACCGACGCCAGGACAAGACUGGCAUAUAUCAAGCUCAGAAAGAACCCCAACAAAGAAGGACCGGACGCCGUGGCCAAGCUGUACCAGGAGAACCCGCAAGACCUUGAAGUCCGUGCUCUGUACGGUUGGUACAUGGGCAAGGUGCACUCGCGAAAGCGCCCCCAAAACAUCAACGAGGACCACGAAUUCCGUCACUACAAACACACUCUGCAGAACUACGACAAGCACGAUCGCUAUGCCCUGGUCGGGAUGGGCAACUUGUAUUUGAUCCAAGCCCGAGAGAUGCGCCGUGAGACGGAGAGCGACAGAGCCAAGCGGAGCGCCACGUACAGCAAGGCAGUCGAGUUCUUUGAAAAGGCGUUAUCGCUGGACCCCAGAAACGCUCAUGCCGCUCAAGGUGUGGCCAUCGCGUUGGUCGAGGACAAGAAGGACUACAAGACGGCUCUCGGCAUCUUCGUCAAGAUCAGGGAUACCAUCAAGGAUGCUCACGUUUACGUGAACCUUGGUCACAUCUACGCCGAGUUGAGGCAGUGGACGAAGGCUAUCGAAAACUACGAGACUGCGUUGUCGAAGGAGGGCAAGGCUAAUGACCCGGUCAUCCUCGCCUGCUUGGGUCGCACAUGGCUCAACAAGGGCCGUUCUGAGCGUGACUCGGAUGCAUACCGACAUUCUCUCGAGUAUGCUAAGAAGGCACUUGAAGCCGCUCCUGAGCAGGUACACUACAAGUUCAAUGUUGCUUUCGUGCAGAUCCAGAUGGCGACCAUGGUUUAUGCGUUAAACGAGAACCAGCGCACGACGGCGCAGCUCCAGGACGCUGCUGCCGGGCUGGAGAGUGCGAUCUCGGCUUUGGAUGAGAUUGCUGCCCAUCCGCAAACUCCCUACCCCAAGCAUGACGUUGAACAGCGUGCCAACAUGGCCCGCAACACUCAGCGCAAGCAACUCGAGAGAGCCAUCGCCAGUCAAAAGGAAUACGAGGAGAAGAACAAGGAGAAGCUUCAGGCCGCCCUAGAACAGCGUCAGCUCGAGCUCCGCAAGCGCGAAGAGGAGCGUCAAAAAGCCCUCGAGAAGGAGCGUGAGAGGCAAGACAAGAUCAAGAGAGAGCGAGAGGAGAUUGCGGCAAGGGACAGAGAAAUUGCCGAGCGUCGCGCCGAAGAGGAAAAAGCCCGUCAAGAAGCCGAGAUGACGACUGACGAGGAGACGGGCGAGAAAAUUAAGCGGAAGAAGAAGACGGCGCCCCGAGGUGACGGCGAACCCCGUUCGAAGAGGGGAUCUCGCAAGAAGAAGGCCGAUUCCGAUGGCGAGGAGUCAGGAGAGGAGCGGCCUACGAAGAAGAAGCGCCGCCUUACCAAGAAGGAGUCGGUCAGCAACAACAAGUACAAGUCUGCCGAAAUUGUCGUGGACAGCGACGAUGACGACGACGACGAAGACCCUCUCGAGCGUGCCGAAAGGGCUCUCGAAAAGGCUAGCUCACCACUGUCCGACGCCGGAGACAAGAAUGGAGAUGACGACCAGAUGGACGUGGACAACAAAGACGACGAGGAUGAAGACGACGAUGCCGGUGUCAGCAGACGGCAGCAGAGUUCACGGUCCAGAAGGGGCAGGGUCAUCGAGAGUGACGAGGAAGACGAAGAUAAUGAGGGCCCUACUACAAAGAACGGCGUGGACGCAAACUCAGACGACGAGGACGGUGGUAAGACGCGUACAGCCGCAGAUACCAGCAUGGCAGACGACGAUGACGAAGAGUAG
Colletotrichum karsti is the source of this 3651-nucleotide messenger RNA. Its product is annotated as RNA polymerase ii transcription elongation factor. NCBI's taxonomy places the organism in Eukaryota, Fungi, Ascomycota, Sordariomycetes, Glomerellales, Glomerellaceae. Bases 1 to 3651 code for a protein of 1216 amino acids. The record is from RefSeq and is a predicted model, not a curated record. Gene Ontology annotation, biological process: regulation of DNA-templated transcription. Gene Ontology annotation, molecular function: RNA polymerase II complex binding. Gene Ontology annotation, cellular component: Cdc73/Paf1 complex. The transcript is spliced from 2 exons.